Diorhabda sublineata is the source of this 4124-nucleotide messenger RNA. RefSeq lists its product as uncharacterized. The record is from RefSeq and is a predicted model, not a curated record. Lineage: Eukaryota; Metazoa; Arthropoda; Insecta; Coleoptera; Chrysomelidae. Gene Ontology annotation, molecular function: olfactory receptor activity; odorant binding. The coding region runs from base 2525 to 3652 and encodes 375 amino acids. The transcript is spliced from 10 exons. Gene Ontology annotation, cellular component: plasma membrane. Gene Ontology annotation, biological process: detection of chemical stimulus involved in sensory perception of smell; sensory perception of smell.
GAUAUCAAACAAGUAAACCAGGGAGGAAACACUAAUCUGAAGAAAAAAAUGCUUAUCAACUAGUAAAAAUAAUAUGAAUUAACACGAUAAUGAAGUGAGUAGCUCGGAAUCUAUUUUGAAAACAGAAAAGGAACAAAAAACGCAAAGAAAAAAUGGUAUGAGUGAUAAUCAACAAGGAGAGAAUGUAGAUAAUAUUUCAUCAAUAAUUUAUAAUAAAAUGAAAAAUAAAACAAAAAGUAUCAAAUGAUGGAUGGCAGCACGUUGAUGGUGAAAAAGAACAAUUAAAUAAGAAUAAGGAUACUACAGAUUCAAGUCCAAAAAAAAUCAGGUAAAGAAAAGUCUGAAAAUAAUGAAGGCAAAGAAAGAUAAAUUAUUAACAAACAGUGUUGUAAAUAGUAUAGUUGAUAGUGAAAAUUUCUAUAAAUUUUAAAAAAGAAAAAUAUCAAAAGUGUUUUAAAAAUAUAAAUAUGGACCAAUUGAGGAAACAUUAAGGUUUAAAGGUUGUGAUCCAAAAAUACCCAAAAAAGUGGCUGCCAUCUAAAAAGAAUUUCAUCCUGAUAUAAAGAGUGUAUCUAUCUUUUGUUUUAUAAGAUUUGUCAAACAAGAAGAUGCUCAAAAUGUGGUACAACAAAAUGGUAAUGUUUUCAAAGAAAAGUAUUUGUGUGUUUGUUGGUGUGGAUCUACUACAAAAAAUAAUGAGUGCAAGGCAAUAUUUGUUGGAAAUUUGAAUUUCUAUUUAAGGAGCUGAAGAAGAGCAGUUAUGGGAAUUAUUUGAACCUUGUGGUUUGAUAGAAUCAUCUGUUAGAAUGGCCAGAGACCCUCGUACCAGUAUGGGAAAAGGAUUUAGCUAUGUCAAUUUCACAGAUGCCCUACAAUUAGAUCUCCAGAAAAUGUGAAACUUGUGAUCGGGAAUUGAGAAUCAAAAGCGAGUCGUAUAACUGGUUGCGGAUAUGACAGGCGCUACAAAAACACUUUCAGUAAAAAUUAAACAGGAAAAUGUGUGAUUUUCGGAAUCUCCAUGAGAAAAUGGAUGAUACCAAUUGUUUUUUCGAUUCUUUCCUUUUUCUGAUGUGUUUUUUUUUAAAUAUCAAAUUUGUAUAUAAUUGAUUUAGUAUCACCAUUAAAGAGAGGCAACCAGUCAUACACAGUGCUUAAAACUGGUUGUUAUUUUAUCUAUGAGUUGUAUAACGGGUUGCGGAUAUGACAGGCGCUAUAAAACACGCGCGUCCUCUGUGCGAGAAUGUCCGAACCACAGUUAUCACUAUAUAGUAGAGAGAAAAGUUUGUGUCUUAUCGGGCAUAUGGCGGUGGGUGAAUCAAGAGGUGAAAAUUGGAUUUACACGAAAACGAUUGCCCAAAUUCGAAAACUGAUGUGAUUUUCGGAAUCUCCAUGAUAUGAUACAUGUAACCACGCAUUUUUUCCGAUACUUUUGAAGUAUGCUAUUUUUUCAAAUUUUCAAAAGUUAACCCAUUGGUUAUAAAAAUGACAAAAUCUUUUGUCUCCGAUUUCGCUAGAAUUUUGCACGAAGGGGUAUUUUGAUAUGAGGAUCCUAGAAAAGCUAUCAGUUUUUACUUUGCAGUUUUUUAUUUUUGUUUACAAAUUUGUUAUUGUUACAUAUUUAAGGAAUAAUAAAAUUUUUUUAUGAAAAAAUUGAACUUUUUAGAAGCAGAUAACUCGAUAACCGAUUGAGAAUCAAACAAGAGUAACAUUUUUUUGUAGAAUUUAACGCUUUUUAAUAUUCUUUUAUUAUUUUAGUUGUAAGUUUAGCCCAAAAAAAGUUUACUUUGAUUUAAUUAACACAAACAAGUGUAACUAGCGCCCUCUAUUAGCAGUGUUAAAUUAGAGUGCAAAUAAAAAACGUGAAAUUGCCCAUUUUCAAAUAGAAAUUGUGAAAACUUAAAAAACUAUUGCGAAAAUCAAAAUUUAAAUUAAACUAGCAAUAUUUGCAUUAGGCAUGUUGAGCAAAAUCAUCAUAUUUUGAGGUCUAGAAUCUACAGUUCAGAGAUUGGACAUUCUUAAUGAAUCACCUUGUAUACAAAUUUGAUUUUGAAACAGCUAUCUAAUCACAUCAGAAGAAGGAAAGUAUCGAAAAGAACAUGUGGUUACAUGUAUUCUAUUUUCUCAUGUAGAUUCCGAAAAUCACAUCAGUUUUCAAAUUUGAGCAACGGUUUUCGUGAAAAUCUAAUUUUCACGACUUUUCUCCCCUUAAAGAUUUUUUUUCGGAGAAACUGAUAGCUUUUCUGGGAUUCUCAAACCAAAAUACCGCACCGUGCAAAAUUCGAGCGAAAUCGGAGACAAAAGAUUUUUUUGUCAUUUUUAUAAGGUUAACCCCUUGGUUAUAAAAAUGACAAAAAAAUCUUUUUUUCCUAGUUAAAAAAAAAAUCUAUUUAAUAUUCUUCUAUAUGUCGAUCGUUAAUGAAUAAAGCAAUAUUAGAAGCGAUGAUGACCAGGCUUGGAGGAAUGAAUAUCUCCAUUUCUAUUGGAAACUUCUCAGUUGUCAGUCCGAUAUAUAAAUUGCUUCGACAUGAGGGAUGACCCUGUUAAAUUGAUGUUAAAAGUAGAAACAUUAGGACAAAAUAAAAAUAAUUUUUGGAUAAUAGAAUAUAUGUACUUAUCCAUUUUUGUCCUAAUUGAAAUAGCUUUUUUGCUUCCUGGACUAUAUCUAUUAGCAAAUGGCACAAACCUAGACAUUUUCAUAGAGUACUUCACGCCAUACUGCUUUUUACAGUCAGGAUGCGCUGGUCUUAUUAUUUCAGCAAACUUUAUGUCAAAAUCGGAAAUAGUUACAUCAACUUUGUAUAAUAUUUCAAAAGUCCUAGAAACGCAAAGUACAGCAUUUGAGAUGAAAAUUUUGAAAAAGGCAAGAAUGUAUAAUACUUUAUCGGUAGUGAUAUCAAUAUUAAGCGUAUGCGUUCAUCUUUCAUGUUUACCUUUACUCAUUGAUGAUGGAUUCGAAAAUUUCACAUUUUAUACUGUUAAGAGAUUUUAUGGCGACGGUCCCACUUUUAUUUAUAUAUUGCUGAUGUUUCCAUGUUUAAUAGCAGCUGGUUUAGCAAUCGUUCAGCCAGUGCUGUUUUUCAUUUAUUUCACAUUUCACAUACAAUUACAAUUGAUGUGGCUCAAUGAGUAUGUUAUACAAAAUUUACACAAGAAAUUGAAUAUACAUACGAAGAAUGGAAGAGAUCAAGAACUAAUCCACGAACAUCUUUUAAAUGUUGUCAAAUAUCGUUCGUGUUUUAAAAGAGCAGUCGACAGUAUCAAGACGUUUCAGAAAGUCACUAUAAUUUUAUUGAGUACAACAGGAGCAAUGACUUCAAUAAUGUGUAUUUACCAUAUAAGAAACAAUACCCAUCAAUCAAAAUCCUUCAAAAUGCAUUUGGUGAUUGUAACUUUCAUUUUGAUUUCGGUAUUAUUGAACAUCAGUGGUCAAGCUAUCUCAGAUCAGUCAAUAAAACUACGAGACAUAUUAUACGAGAGUCCUUGGACCGAUUGGAAUACAAAAAACAGGAAAACAUUAUUAAUAAUAAUAACCAAUAUAAUGGACCCUUGGGAGAUAUCAUUUUACAAUUUAAUUUCUACAAACCAUUUAUUUUUAACACAGUUAGCCAAAGCGGCCUACAGUGUGGCGGCUGUUCUCUCCGAACUUAAAUGAACUGUUUCAACAUCUGAAACAUACAUGAUGUCGGGAACAAUAAAUAUUUGUCCUAAAUAUGAAUAUUUGGAAAUUAAAAUUAUACUUGGUCAUAUUUUGUGAAAUAGAUACGUCAAUUAGGUGAAGCUAUUCUCAUAAUACGAACUAUAUCUAAAUAAAAAUUUUUAUUUCCAAAGAUUAGAUGCUUUUAACUUUGAAUGUUAAAAAAAAUCAUAGAUUAGAUGCCUUUGACUCUGAAGUUUUCACUCAGUAUAUUAUUAUAUGAAAUAAUUGUAACUGCACUUCAAUUAGAAUUAAAUGUCUAUUCGAAUUUCUUUCUAUAAUUAUUUCCCUUUCCAAUAUUUUUCUUCAUUUGAACAGAUUGUCUUUGGAUGUAUUAAUUAUAUUUCUUUACUUAAUAAUUGUACAUAAAUAUAAAAAUAGCAGUAUCAUAAUUUACUUAUUUUCAUUAAAAGGCAAAAAUAACCACCUU